Molecule: messenger RNA, 1014 nt
Organism: Lytechinus pictus (painted urchin)
Lineage: Eukaryota; Metazoa; Echinodermata; Echinoidea; Temnopleuroida; Toxopneustidae
Product: rhodopsin, GQ-coupled-like
Exons: 1
Coding region: 1-1014 (337 amino acids)
Biological process (GO): G protein-coupled receptor signaling pathway
Cellular component (GO): membrane
Molecular function (GO): G protein-coupled receptor activity
Source: RefSeq, a predicted model, not a curated record
AUGGAAUCAACUGAAGAAACCACAAAAGCGGCUUCUACCAUAGCGUUUCACCAUCGAGUGAUUGUAGCAUCUAUCUUGAUAGCAUCGUCAAUUAUCGGCCUUUUUGGCAACUCUCUCGUCAUCAUUUCCGUCAUCACCACGAAGAAGCUUCGUACAAUCACCAACAUCUUGGUGGUCAAUCUCGCUGUCGCCGAUCUCUUGUCCUGUGUAUGCUUUCCAUUUCUAGUCAUUGGUUUAUUAAAUCAAACUGGACAGUACCCACUCCAUGAAAGUGUCUGCGCCUCUGUAGCAGGUGUGCUUCAUACCUGCAUCUUAUGCAGCGCUUCGACCCUUGUUGUGAUCGGGUUCAUUCGGAGGUAUGUCAUAACUAGAUCUAUACGCGGACACCAAGGUUUCCAUACCCCUCGGAAGAUCGUCUCUGUGGCUCUGGUCAUCUGGAUGUUUUCGGCUGCAUACAUGAUCUUACCACCUGUUUUAGGUGUCGGAAGACUUGGGUAUUCCACAUAUUAUGGGAUAUGUGCUUUCCUUGGGGUCACCAGGCCAGCGCUUUACUACGUAGCCUCUCAAGGAAUAUUUGUUGCUACAAUCCUUCUGCUUACCCUGAUAUUUUAUGGUUUGAUUUUGCAUCAUGUCGUGCGACAUAAUCAGCAGUUUCGCGAAAAGUUCGCAGUCGAGAAAGAUGUCUCUCCUACUUCAGGUGACGCCAACCAAAGCAAUGUUUCCUCGUCGUCCGAUUCCCCAACUCCCAUGAUCAAGGCCAUCAACCGGAAGGAGGUCGAGAUCACUAAGAAUGUGUUCGUGGUUGUCUGUAUCUUCAUCGUUUGUUUCUUGGCAUCUAGCGUGAACUUCAUCAUUCCAGGAAGCAGUCUAUCCACCCUCUAUGGUUACAUGGUCAUGAUGAUAAACAGUAUGGUUAAUCCCAUCACCUAUGGCCUGAAGCAUCCCAACUUUCAAGAAGCUUUCAAAAGAAUCCUCUGCUGUCGCCGUGCACCUCAAGAAUACGUUUCGAAGUAA